Pollicipes pollicipes is the source of this 1244-nucleotide messenger RNA. RefSeq names its product T-complex protein 1 subunit alpha. Gene Ontology annotation, molecular function: ATP hydrolysis activity; ATP-dependent protein folding chaperone; ATP binding. NCBI's taxonomy places the organism in Eukaryota, Metazoa, Arthropoda, Thecostraca, Pollicipedomorpha, Pollicipedidae. The transcript has 8 exons. The record is from RefSeq and is a predicted model, not a curated record. Bases 135 to 1244 code for a protein of 369 amino acids. Gene Ontology annotation, biological process: protein folding.
UCUCGUGACCAUCCCCGUGCCGCUCCCUAUUGUAUGAUUGCCGAAGCCGGGCGUUGUGUCGGCGUGAUCUCGAGCGCACCUGUUAGGAUUGAUUCAUUGUCUCAUCUAAGGUCCAGUAGCUGAACACAGUCGCCAUGGCCAGCGUACAGAGCCUGCUCAGUCUGCCCGGAGAACGGACCACCGGCCAGACUGUGCGCACACAGAACGUGAUGGCCGCCCAGUCGAUCGCCAACAUCGUCAAGUCUUCGCUGGGCCCCGUCGGCCUGGACAAGAUGCUGGUGGACGACAUCGGCGACGUCACCAUCACCAACGACGGCGCCACGAUCCUACAGCUGCUGGAGGUGGAGCACCCGGCUGCCAAGGUGCUAGUCGAGCUGGCCCAGCUCCAGGACGAGGAGGUCGGCGACGGCACCACCAGCGUGGUGAUCCUGGCCGCGGAGCUGCUGAAGAACGCCGACGAGCUGGUCCAGCAGAAGAUCCACCCCACCUCCGUCAUCGCCGGCUACCGGCUCGCCUGCAAGGAGGCGUGCAAGUACAUUACCAGCCAGCUGGCCAUGCCGAUCGCCCAGCUGGACAGCCAGAGCAUCGUCAACGCCGCACAGACGUCCAUGUCGAGCAAGAUCAUCGGCGCCGACUCAGAGUUCUUCUCGCGCAUGGUGGUGGAUGCGGCGCAGGCGGUGCGCAUCAGCGAUGGCAAAGGCGGCCACCGCUACCCCAUCAAGGCGGUGAACGUGCUGAAGGCGCACGGCAAGUCGGCGCGCGAGUCGGUGCUCGUGUCCGGCUACGCCCUCAACUGCACGGUGGCCUCGCAGGCGAUGGUGAAGCGGGUGGUCAACGCCAAGAUCGCCUGUCUCGACUUCUCGCUGCAGAAGACCAAGAUGAAGAUGGGCGUGCAGGUGCUGGUCACCGACCCGGAGGAGCUGGAGCGCAUUCGGCUGAGGGAGUCGGACAUCACCAAGGAGCGCAUCCAGAAGAUCGUGUCGGCCGGCGCCAACGUGGUGCUCACCACGGGAGGCAUCGACGAUCUCUGCCUGAAGUACUUCGUGGAGGCGGGCGCGAUGGCGGUGCGUCGCUGCAAGAAGCAGGACCUGAAGCGGAUCGCCAAGGCCACCGGCGCCCAGUUCGUCACGUCGUUGGCCAACAUGGAAGGCGAGGAGAGCUUCGACGCGUCGGCGCUUGGCGACGCGGCUGAGGUGGUCCAGGAGCGCGUCUCCGACGACGAGCUGAUACUCAUCAAGGGGUGA